CUGUGAUUUUGAAUCGGGGGGGAAGUUUACAGCCGCGCGGACGGACUUUUACUGAGUUCGGUCUGAGCUCGCGGUGCGUCACGCGCUCACAACCUCCUGCUUGGAAGCGCACGAGUCCGGACCCUUCAUACAUGCGCAGACAGCAGAAAGCCGCGCGCCUCUCCUCACGCAGCUUCUUCUUCUUCCUUUUCAAACCCGAAUUUGCGUGAACUCGGAACCUCGGCGGGGACAUGGAUGUCAUCCCGAUGUGCAGCAUCUUCCAGGAGCUCCAGAUCGUGCACGACACGGGAUACUUCUCCGCUCUGCCGUCCCUGGAGGAGUACUGGCAGCAGACAUGCCUGGAGCUGGAGCGAUACCUCCAAAGCGAGCCCUACGUCUCCGCCUCAGACCUCAAGUUUGAGAACCAGGAGGACCUGUGGAGCAAGCUGAUGCUCGCCUGCGGGGACAAGUCCACCAAGUCCGACCCAAAGAUCCCCCACAUCAAGGAGGAGGAAGACAAUCAGGACCAGCACCUUGAUGCCGGCGGCUUCAACUCCGACGCCAGCAGCGAGGCCUCGGACAGCUCGGAGGAGCUCUCCCCUACCCUCGACUUCGCCCCCGGCUCUUUGGCUGACAUUCUGGGCGACAGCGGAGAAGACCUGGGCUCCGCCAUCAUCGGCACGCCGCCCUCCUCGCCCGAGCUCGGCAAGGAGGGCUCAGGAGUAACCCCGGUGUGGAGUGGGAUACAGACUGUGCUGCACUCGCCCGGGAAAAUAAGAACUGGUGCCGUGGAAAGGACCGUGGAAAGAUCUGGGCUGACCAGCGGGGAGGCGUCCCCCGACGGGAAGCGGCGGGUGCACCGGUGUCACUUCAACGGCUGCAGGAAGGUCUACACCAAGAGCUCGCACCUGAAAGCACACCAGCGCACACACACAGGGGAGAAGCCUUACAGGUGUUCAUGGGAGGGCUGCGACUGGCGCUUCGCACGGAGCGAUGAACUCACCCGGCACUUCAGGAAGCACACUGGAGCAAAGCCAUUUAAAUGCAGCCACUGUGACAGGUGUUUCUCCCGGUCUGACCACCUGGCGCUGCACAUGAAGAGGCACAUCUAAGGUGGCCUCCACGUUGACAGCUCGGAGGGCUGAUUCUGGUUGACCGUCCUGACCUGUCGGGGUUCAGCGAGGCCAGACUGUCCUGGUAGAGUUAACAGGGGCACCGCCAUGUUCCAGUCAGUGGAAAAAGAUGAAGCAACGCAGGCUAUUAUUUGCACCAUACUUAGUGCCUCCAACACCUCGCUGUGGAGAUUGCUCUUGAAAAGGCUUUUUCGCAAAAGAACCAGGAGGGCAAAGAGAGACGUGGGAGGGUGGGGAGGGGAAGAAAGUGGGGAAAAAUCUUGGCUGGAAAAGAUGGAAAGAGACUCUUCUGUAUGGUGUUCAAUGCUUUUUACAUUUUUUUUCCUGGAGGAUUAUGGGGUCUCCAGGGUUGGGGGUACCAUCCCUCCGCUGACAGUGUGGUUGCCUGUGCGUGUGAAACUGUGAGUGCCUGAGACUGGAUGCCUGUGCUGGCUUUAGGGCUUGGAUGAGGCUUGCAUUGUGGAGUGAAUGACAUGGAUGAUGAUGGGAUGUUCUCCAUUUUUUUCAUUUUGAGGGGAUGGGGAUAUCUGUUGUCUCACUAAGAAUGAAUGCAAGUAAAAGGUUCUGUCUGUGUCAGUCAAAGUCAGUUCACAAUGGCGGGGAGUAGAAGGAGGUGGGCUAUGUUGCCCCCUGUCUUCGUGGAGGUGGAACUACAGCUCCCUGUCCAAAAAUUGGGAGGUUGUUUUGUUUUAGUGCAGCUACUAAAUGUGCAAUGUAUUGCAUAGCCUGUCUCAAAACAUACACGUUAUAAAGCGCAUUUUGAUGCCCAUUGUGCAAGCCUUCUAUGUUAACAGGAAAGAAAACCCACACCAACAGCAAGCACCAUUAUAACACGAAUUGCAUGGCGUCUGGGGAUGUGUUGCUCACUUGUCUGCAGAUUUCCAUUCAGGAGCAGCUACCGUCAUUAUACUCAGUAUCAUAGUAUUGUACGACACACAUAAGGCAGUCUUCUUUUUGGUCGGAUUUUCUUGAAGCGUUGGGGAAACCACUAUUUCUCAGCCACUGUCUCGAUCUGCACAUUUUGCUUCCUUCUUUGGUUCCGUCUGUCAAUGCACUGUCGACUUUACUGAUGCCUUAUGUAAGUGGCCUUGUCUCGUCAAACAGAUCCCUCCCUCACACACAGAACGGCCGUUGCAGUUGUUAUUGAAUAGCUUUAUAAAGGCUCUGGUCUAUACAGUUGUUUUUUAUAUCGUUUUCUCACCACCCGUUGAAGACUAGUACGAUAGACGGCCCCCGCUUUUACAGCACUCUAGAUUUUAUACUCCAAAAUAAUCCAGAUGGGAAACAGAAUUAUGGAGUUAUUAGGAAUUAAAGCAUCUCAAGUUUAUAGUGCUUUACUACUGUGUAGUAUCAGGUUGUGCAGCUGCAGUGUAGACGAGUUGCAAAAAGGUACAGAACCUUGGAAGCGUGUUCUCAUGAAGUGUGCGUUGCCGAGGCGGUGGCAACUACAAACUUGCAGCAUAGGAAAGGUUUGCGUCAUAACCGGUUAGGUCAGCGUACAAGAGUUAGUGUUGAGAGGGAAGAGGACGGCGGUUUCUAUCAGGUGUUUGGUUUCGUCAGUACCUUUCCUCUUUCAGCCCUUAUCUAAAUUAACGGUACCAAGACCGGUCCAACCAGUUCAGCAGAGCUGCGGGUCUUUGGGUUUCUGUCCCGCUAGCUAAAUAUCAGACUAUUGCCACUAUGAGCAUGUUUUGACUCACAUUACAGGAAUCUGCUUUGGUCAUUUCCUCUCCUUUUCAGUGGAUGAACUUUGAUAGGACAUCAGCAUCCCAGGACCUGAUCGGGUCAACAAACCUGUUGUAGAAAGCUGUUUGGCUUCUUUUUACACUGAAAAAUUUCCUCGAUGCCAAGUUGUGUCGACUUGUAAACUAAUUUUUUUAAGGAAGCUUCUAUUUUAAAUGGACAUGGGACCAAAAAAAAGAAGUGAGAUGUGAUGUUUCUAAAAGGAGAAAAAAUCUGAAGACAUUGUAAAAUAGAUGUGCUCCAUUGUCUUUUUGAUUUUCUUUUUGUGCAUACUUGUUUUUUUUAAGAGAAAAACAUUGCAAAGUGGAACAAAUGUACAUUUUUCUCAGCAGCACCUACACCUGUGGCCUAUCAUCUUUGAGGAAACCAACAAUCUUUUCAGACAUGAAUGCUUCUGGACACUCGAAUUGUCAAAUCCUUUUAUUCCGGUGCCCGCCAAUUUAAAUUUUUAUUAUUAUUAUUAUUCUUUUUUGCAACCGAUUCUGUUUCUGUGCAUUUUCAAUUUGCCAUGUAAGUUAUGUAAUUUCUUUUUGAAUUUUCAGAAACCUGUGAAGAUGCCCUAUCUUUAAGCCAGAGAAUCUUUAUUGGAUGAACACAGAAAAUAUGAGGCUCUAUUUUUGUUUGUUUUAUGGCAUAACAAGAUUUUUUCAUUUAAAAUUUUUUUGUAAAAUAGUUUCUGUAUGAAUGUAUUUUUUAUUGAAAAAUGGAUAAAAAGACUUUAUUGGUUCUACA
Oryzias melastigma (Indian medaka) is the source of this 3587-nucleotide messenger RNA. Its product is annotated as Krueppel-like factor 6. The record is from RefSeq and is a predicted model, not a curated record. The transcript has 4 exons. The coding region runs from base 231 to 1091 and encodes 286 amino acids. Gene Ontology annotation, biological process: regulation of transcription by RNA polymerase II. Gene Ontology annotation, molecular function: RNA polymerase II cis-regulatory region sequence-specific DNA binding; DNA-binding transcription factor activity, RNA polymerase II-specific. NCBI's taxonomy places the organism in Eukaryota, Metazoa, Chordata, Actinopteri, Beloniformes, Adrianichthyidae.